AUGGAUAUGGAAGUAGCGCCUGUGGCAGUAGUAAUGGGUCAAAAGAGAAGUAGAAAAGGAGAGGAUGCAAAAAUCAAGAAGGCUGUUAAUGGUGGUGGCAGUGGAGAAUCAGAGCAUGAGAUUCACAUAUGGACUGAAAGAGAAAGGAGAAAGAAGAUGAGGAACAUGUUUUCUAGUCUUCAUGCUUUGCUUCCUCAACUUCCUGCUAAGGCAGACAAGUCCACUACUGUAGAUGAGGCAGUGAAAUACAUCAAGACCCUCCAACAAACCCUCCAAACAUUGGAAAAGCAAAAGGUUGAAAAAUUACAGGGAGCAAUCAUUGACAUUGAACCAUCAUCAGUAAUCACAUCACAAGCAGAUACACUUGAAUCGAGGGAAGCCUUUUUGGCUGUUCAGGGACCACCAAAGAACUUCCCUUCGGCCUCGAAAAUCUCUCAGAAUUCAUUUUCUGUCCCUCUUUCACCAGCUUGCUUCCAAACAUGGUUUUCGCCAAAUGUUGUCAUGAACAUGUGUGGUGAUGAUGCACAAUUCAGCGUGUGUUCACGAAGGAAGCCUGGGUUACUUACCACCAUCCUCUACAUACUAGAGAAGCAUAAUUUGGAUGCUGUAUCUGCUCAUAUUUCCUCGGAUCAAUAUCGUAGCAUUUACAUGAUACAUGCUCAUACACGAGAAGAGGCUCUUUCGAAUACUUUUAAGCUAAGGCCACCGUCCUAUGUUGAUCCCCAGCUUACGUCAGUGAUUGGGGAACAUUGGGAAGAAUUGGGUAAAGCUUGUGGCCUCAAAAGGGAUGAAAUUACAAAGACCCUGAUUGAAUGA
Dovyalis caffra is the source of this 816-nucleotide messenger RNA. The record is from the annotation of a GenBank genome assembly. NCBI's taxonomy places the organism in Eukaryota, Viridiplantae, Streptophyta, Magnoliopsida, Malpighiales, Salicaceae.